Lentinula edodes (shiitake mushroom) is the source of this 2202-nucleotide messenger RNA. Its product is annotated as protein-tyrosine phosphatase-like protein. Gene Ontology annotation, molecular function: protein serine/threonine phosphatase activity; protein tyrosine/serine/threonine phosphatase activity. Gene Ontology annotation, cellular component: centrosome; spindle pole; nucleolus. Gene Ontology annotation, biological process: microtubule cytoskeleton organization; protein dephosphorylation; positive regulation of cytokinesis. The record is from RefSeq and is a predicted model, not a curated record. Bases 1 to 2202 code for a protein of 733 amino acids. NCBI's taxonomy places the organism in Eukaryota, Fungi, Basidiomycota, Agaricomycetes, Agaricales, Omphalotaceae. The transcript has 5 exons.
AUGCCCCCGAAAUGCGAGCCGCUGUGCUGCUUCAGUGAUAGGUUAUAUUUCACUACAUUCCCUCAUCCUGCGCCGAAUCCCGGGACUCUAAAUCGCCUCGCAGCAGAUGCGAAUUAUAGACCGCGCGUCAGGCCGAGACCGAGAGGCUUUCCCGCCACUUCACCCGAUGAAGAAGCAUCCUACUAUUAUUUCACAAUUGACGACCAGUUGCUUUAUCUUUCGUUCUUUCAAGAUUGGGGCCCUCUUAAUAUUGCCAUGGUCUACAAGGCGUGCAUCUUGUUACACGAAUUGCUCGAGGAUAAGGACCUCUCCGCGCACCGACUGGUGUUAUACUCGUCCAGUGACCCGAGAAGAAAAGCAAAUGCCGCCCUUCUGAUGGCCCUCUACUCCAUGAUUGUCCAACGUCGUGCGCCUUGGGAAGCCUUUCACCCGAUCGCAGAAGUUGAAUUUAUGCCAUUUAGAGACGCAGGUCGGGGUCCAUCAGAUUUCAACCUCAAUAUUCAAGACUGCCUAUGGGGAAUUUGGAAAGCUAUGCAGAACGGACUGUGUGACAUGAAUGAGUUCGACAUUGACGAUUAUGAGUACUAUGAAAAGGUCGAGAAUGGUGAUUGGAACUGGAUUACGCCCAACUUUAUCGCGUUUGCCUCGCCUGUGGAUCAAAAUUGGAUCAAACGCCAGAAAGAAGCAGCAAAGGAUCCAGCAUCGCCCUCUGCUUUAGCGUCGUCUACCAACAGCAAUCUCGCACUACAAGGCAAACUUCCAACACCAUUCCUCAAUUGCCUCGACUACUUUGAGAAACGCAACAUUAAGAUGGUAGUGCGUUUGAAUAACCAAUUAUAUGAUCGCACAACCUUUCUAGACAGAGGCAUCGACCAUAUGGAACUCUAUUUCGAUGAUGGAACCAAUCCUACAGAUGAGAUUGUCAGAACUUUCCUAGAUGUUGCAGACCGAGUGAUAGAAGACGGAGGUGUUGUUGCUGUUCAUUGUAAAGCAGGACUAGGUCGUACAGCUACUCUUAUUGGAGCUUAUCUCGUGUGGAAAUACGGUUUCACGGCGAACGAGGCUAUCGCAUUUAUGAGGAUCGUACGACCAGGCAGUGUCGUGGGCCCUCAACAGCAGUAUCUAUAUCUGAAGCAGCUAGAAUGGUCAAAAUGGGCUGCGAUGGAUGAAGCACGUAAGAUCCAAUCAGCAGCGGCUGCAGCUACACCACCGACGAUUACUCUUGUCACCCCUGCCACUCCACCUGCGGAUAUAGAUGAAGAACAACUUCCUCGACCUACGACUCCCACGGGAUCUGCCAUGCCUCUUCCACCAGUUACACCCAGUCGCCAUGUUGCAGCAGCAGCAGCAAGGGCCAGGGAAAUCGCUCCUCCCGGUCAACCGCGCAAAACCCCCAACGCAAAACGCUCCGCUCCUGCACAUGAUUCCGACGAUGAAGACGAUCCUCUGGGUAUUCGUUCUGACUCUGACUCUGAUGAAAUGAACGACAUCCUUCCUUCACUACAUACUAUUGUUCCUGCUCCGUCUGCGAGACUUCGUGCUCGUGCGGGAUCAACAUCCAAAACGACUGGAAAGAUCAAAGCGGGAGUCGUUUCCCGUGGUGUUACGGCAUCAGAGCAGCGUCCAACGAGAGUGACACGUUCAACUGCUGGAGCUGCCGUUAUUCGAAAGGCCGGUACAACAAGUACUGGGGCUGCAGUUAAGCCAGGUGCCGCUGGUAGGUCUGUCGUUGCGUCCCCUACAAAGCCUACUACGGGGCAGAGACCCAAUAAAAUUCCCCGGUUGGCCAUGGGCAAGUCGACAGUUAGUUUAGCAGCCAAGGCUGCUGCUGCCAAAGAGGUUCCGAAACCAAUCUUACCACGAAUUGCGGUAGCAACGCGUUCUAAAUUGAACCCUGCUCCCUCUCCAACACCUUCACGUCUUCCAACCCUUGUUCCAGCCCGAGGCCGAUUAGCUACACAUCAUUCGAAUUCAACAAGUGAUGCGGCUGCGGCCGCGCUUUUGCAUAGCAAGAAAAGUCCCGCAGCAACCGACCUGAAAACGAAAGAAAGUGCUGACGCUCCUGCAUGGAUGGCAACCGGAAAAGCCGCCGGGGUAGUGGUCACUAGUGGGACCGGGAACAAGAGCGAGUCGAGGCCUGGCUUGCGGAGUAGUGUGAGGAGGAGAAGAAGUAGUUUCAGUUCGGCGGAUGUUGUUGCAUAA